CACCUGUAAGAGGCGUUUGCAUCAAUUUUCAAGGCUCCACUGCUACUACUACUACUACUACUACUACUACUACUACUACUACUACUACUACUACUGGUAGCUUAGCCUACUUCUUAACUUUGUACAAUUUAAGGUUAUUCAUCACUGCUUAAAUGUGAAUAAAACUUGAAAAAUCGGGGUGUUCUAAAACGUUUGAUUUGUAAUGUAUCUAUCAAUUUUCAAUAAUCACACACAAGGCCUCUGAAUAGUUGUUUCCUUGUCUAUUUUGACAGGACAUUUGUAUAAACUGUCUCUGUGGGGGUUUGGGGGCGCCGUCCACCACGCUAUCCGUACUGGCGUUGCUUCCCGCCCCUUGGAUCGAACUGUCCAAUAGGAACAGUGGGAACAUGUGGCUCGACCAAUCAGCAACAAGGGAUGAUAGUGAAUUGAAUAGAAGUUCAGUUUUUGAGUUUGGACUAGAUUGAGAGGAGAGACUGAGGAUACAAUGGUGCAUAAGAGUGGAAAAAGUGCAUACAGCCACUCAUAAAUGUUGAUCGUGCUUUUACAGAAAACCGUAACCACGGUAAAAAGCUUGGAUAAGAACUAAAGCCCUCUCAGGUUUGUGUCGGGGAGAGGAGGGUGGCAGGUGUUCAGUGGAAGGAGACGCAUCGCCUCAGUCAGCUCCUCAAACCUCAACAGGGUACCGAGACAUGGACGAGGACACCGGCUAAAACGAAGCAACCUGGGAGAAAAACUCCCGUGAGUACGAACUGACAACGAUAAAACACAUUUUAAGUAGUGGGGUUUUCGGUUUCUUGCCCGGGUGGACUGCUUUUAGGACCGCUGAAGUGUGGAUGAAAAGGCGAAAGGCUCCAGUGUCGCAGUGAGAGUAACGUGACCGCCCCGGUGUAACGGCCGUUGUUCUGUUCACACUCUUACUUUUGUGGCUUUAAUGAACUCCUCUUCAGCAGUGUGUAUACAUCGGGCUUUAAAACAGUUGUUGCUGAGAAACUUGUAAUGCGUUUGUUUUGCUGCUAACCUGUUGUGUCAUUUUCCGUGUAACCCGAGACACGGAGGCAUUACGGCAAGUUGGCGUAUCCUGUAUCCGAGGGAAGCGUCCCCUCCCGUGGGAGCGCUUGGUGAUUUCGACCCGCGACGAUUUAAGGUUAACGGUUAAUUAGGAUAACUAACUAACUUGUGCUCGGAUACCAGAUUGCAGAGCUCUCAGUCACAACACUUGUCUGCCCAGUUUGUGUGCAGACAUAACCAGAACCAGGGCUAUUCGCCGAAUCGAUGACCGAAUUGAUUUUUACAGCACAUGGACAAAAGCACAGAUGGAUAAUCUGAGUGUUUGAUCGAUUCUCUGUUAAUACGACCAGGACAACUAAAUGGUCCGCAGGACAAAUCCUCGAAACGCAUGGAUUGGAGGUCCAUACAGAGAAUAAGCCGACAAGUCUAAAACACACCAACAUGUAUUAAUUCUCGGAGCAGUGCAAAUGAAAAUGAGGUACCGCAGGGCGCAGGAACACCGGGACUCCGCCACAGCAGAUAGAGAUUACCGUGCCGUUAUACCGUGAAGACAGACUAGUGGGGAAAAGUCUUCCUGCUGGUGAGGUGACCCCCAUCCCCUUCCCUCCGCCUCUUGGACAACCGGAGCUGGGAAGUCAGAGCGUGACAGCGGUGAACCCCCAGAGCUCGGAUCUGCGCUUCACCCGGGAAAGCGCGGAGCAGUGCGCAGUGCUGAAUCCGGUUUCUCUCCGCUCGGACUUCUUCGCAGAGAGUUGCAGCAGCAAAGCACAAGCGGACACGGACACUGUUAGGUCCCUCUCCCGCAUUAUGAAACCGGGUAUUUGCUGCUCCGAGGGGUCCCCGGAGCGUGUGUACGGACCCGCAGCAGAGAGACGGCAGCUGAUGAUGAGGACCCGGAGUGGGAGCCGGUGGUGUCUGCCUCUGUUUCUCCUCCUCCUCGGCAGCAGCUGCCACAUGUUGCACGGCCAAGAGGUGGCUCCCUACCUACAAGGGGGUGGACUGGGGCAGCAGGUGGUAUUGGAAGGAAACAGGCUGGUGCUGACCUGCCUGGCUGGAGGCAGCUGGCCUCUGGAGUACCGCUGGACUCUCAACAACAGCAACAUCACUGAGUGGACGCCACAGUACAGGUUGUCUGUCCCGUCUGUGAAGAGGACCGACGCUGGCCUGUAUCAGUGUAUGGUGAGGAACAGGAUGGGAGCAGUAAUACACAAGAGGACAGAGGUGCAGGUGGCCUUUUUGGGGAACUUCUCCGCUGAAGAGCAGAGAAAGACGGUGACUCAGGGCAGAGCAGCUGUCAUCAGCCCGCCGAUCCUCACGUCUUUCCCCCGACCCAUAGUCACAUGGUUCAAAGAUGGACACAAGAUCAUCCCCAACGACCGAAUAGCAAUCACUUUGGACAAUCAGCUGGUUGUCCUGGCAACUACUGCGAUGGACGCAGGACAUUACCAUGCAGAGGCGGUGAACGAGAUGACGGGAGAGAAUAUGACGAGUCCCGCUGUCUACCUGAGCAUCUCAGUUGGCAAGAAGAACCGUGGGUCAACAGCUCCUGAGUCAGAGCUUGCGGCUCCAGCAAUUGUGAUAGGACCCAAAGACACCACAGCGGUGGCAGGGAGCGAGGCUACACUGGAGUGCAUCGCCAACUCCAGACCAGUGGAAGGCCUCUUGGUGUCAUGGAAACGGGAUGGGCGUCAGCUGGCCAGUGGGCGUCGGCUCAUUAUUGCUGCCCCCACCUCUACUGAUACAGGGUUAUAUGUUUGUGAAGCGUUGCUUAGCAACAGCACUGCCAGACCUGUGGAGGCAAGGGCACACCUCACUGUAAUGGAACCACCGUCUCUUUCUGCUGAGCCCAAGAGGAAGAUGUUUGCUGAGCUCGACAGGAAUGUAGAUAUCCCCUGCCUUGCUACAGGUGUGCCCCAGCCCAGGAUAGAGUGGUAUAAAGACACAGUACCUCUUUCCAAACUGGCCAACCCUCGCUACAAGGUCACCACAGCAACCGGGCUGACGGUGCGCAGGGUGCAGCCUGGAGACGGAGGAAUAUUCCAGUGCUUCGCUCGCAACGCUGCUGGAGAGACCCAAACACACACACAACUCCUUGUUUCCAGUGCCGCCCCCACAUUUACACUCCCCCCAUCUGACCAAACAGUAACUGAUGGCAUCACAGCCUUGUUUACCUGUCAGACGAGUGGAGCUCCAAAACCUGCCAUCACCUGGAUCAAAGGAUCACAGGUCUUAGCCAGCGGCUCUGUCCGGGUGCCCAGAUUCACACUCUUGCAGUCAGGUGGUUUGCAGAUUCAGCCAGUCAGCUUCCAAGAUUCAGGGGAAUACACCUGCAUCGCCUCCAACUCAGAGGGAACCAUCAACACCACCGCCACACUCACCAUCUGGAGUCGUACAGUCAUUUCUGUGCCUCCAACAGACCGCCGUGUUAUCAAGGGAACCACCGCUAUUCUGCACUGCAACGCUACACAUGACCCUAGAGUCAAUAUCAGCUUCAAGUGGGAUCGUGGUGGUGUGCCAGUAUUUCCUACCGGUGGGGGCCGUGUCUCUGUGCGCCAGGGCUCCCUCACUAUCGGCCAGACGUGGUCAGGUGACAUUGGGGAUUACACCUGCACUGUGACAUCACAGGCUGGCAACGAUUCUCGCUCUGCACGCCUUGAAGUAAUUGAGCUGCCACACUCCCCUCGUUCCCUGAUGGCCCGUCUCAAUGACUCCGACUCCCGCUCCGUCCUCCUGUCCUGGCUACGCCCCUUCGAUGGGAACUCUCCUCUUCUAUACUACCUGCUGGAGCUAUCUGAGAACAACUCUCCAUGGAAGGUCUACCUGUCGGAGGUCAAUCCUGCAGUGACUGAGGUGUCGGUGGGCGGGCUCACACCUGCCAGGACCUAUCAGUUCAGGCUUUGUGCUGUCAACCAAGUGGGCAGGGGUCAGUACAGUGCAGAGACUCAAAGAUUGAUGCUGAGAGAGGAGGCGCCUAGCGCUCCUCCGAAGAAUAUUGUAGCCAGUGGGCGGACAAACCAGUCCAUCAUGGUCCAGUGGCAGCCUCCACCAGAACCCCAGCUCAAUGGACUACUUCGAGGAUAUGUUCUCAGGUACCGUCUGGCAGGGCUGCCAGGGGACUACCAGGAGAAGAACAUCAGCAGCCCAGAGACCAACUACUGUCUGCUCAAAGAUCUGAUCAUCUGGACACAGUACCAGAUCCAGGUGGCUGCGUACACUGGAGCCGGCCUGGGUGUGUACAGCAGUCCUGUCACCGAGUACACUCUGCAGGGAGUUCCCACUGCACCACCGCAGGAAGUAGAAGUUGUAGCUCUCAACUCGACUACCAUCCGCUUCACAUGGAACCCUCCACCUCAGCAGUUCAUUAACGGCAUUAACCAGGGAUACAAGCUACUGGUGUGGCCGGAGCGGUCUCCGGAGGACGUUACCAUAGUAACCAUCACCCCAGACUAUCCAGGUUCACGCCACACAGGAUUAGUCAGCGGACUCAAGAAAUUCACCUGGUACUUCGGCUCCACCCUCUGCUUCACAACACCUGGAGACGGCCCCCGCAGCCCGCCCACCUUGCUGCAGACACAUGAGGACACACCUGGACCCAUUCGCCUCCUGAGCUUUACUGAAAUCUUAGACACAUCACUCAGAGUCAGCUGGGCAGAGCCUGAAGACAAGAACGGCAUCAUCACUGGCUACGUGUUGUGGUGGCAAGUAUCUGAUGUAGAGUCGAGCCGUCAGGAACGUUCUCUGUCUAACUCAACCCUUCAGUACCAGCUGACUGGUCUCACCUCCACCACAGCGUACACACUACAGGUGGUGGCACUCACCGCCGCAGGGCGGGGAGCGGUCGCCUCCGCCACCAUCUCCACUGGAGUCCCACCAGAACUUCCUGGUGCUCCUUCUAAUUUAGUCAUCUCCAACAUCAGCCCUCGGGCAGCAACACUUCGCUUCCGCCCUGGUUCUGAUGGAAAGACAGCAAUAUCACGAUGGAUUGUUGAAGGACAGGUAGUGAAGGAGGAUGGAAAGGAGGAGGCAUGGAGGGUCAUCUACCAGAAAGAUAACCAGCCCGAUGCGGACACGCUGGAGAUCCCGGACCUCACUCCAUUCACUCAGUACAGGUUCAGAAUGCGGCAGGUGAACGUUGUCGGCUCCAGCCCCCUGAGUGCCCCGUCCAGGCUGAUCCAGACCUUACAGGCGGCCCCUGACACACACCCCUCUAACCUCACCCUGCUGUCUGCUACACAGACCAGCCUGUGCUUCAGCUGGGAGCCUCUUCCAGAGUCCGAGUACAACAGCAGCCCAGAGACUGUGGGGUACCGGCUGCGUGUGUGGAGGACAGAUGGCCAGGGGGACAACAGGACUGAUGAUGUGAAGGGAGCAGGGGCAGCUAGUGAGGCCACAGUAGAGGGUCUGAAUCCCUGGACACAGUACCAGGUUCAGAUACAGAUCUACAACUCCAUAGGAGCUGGACCCUGGAGCAACACUGUCGCUGCACACACCGCAGAAUCCGUUCCAUCUGGACCUCCGGUGAAUGUGACAGCUGAGGCAGUGAGUUCUACCAGGAUCCUGCUCACAUGGGCUUAUCUACCCCACGCCCAGAAGAAUGGCGUCAUACUCGGAUAUAAGGUGUUAUACAGUGAGAAGGAUUCAGAGGGUCCCCCCAGCGUUCAGGUGGCAGAAGGAGAGGGGAGUGUAUCGUUGCUCCUGGGGCUUCUCAAAAAAUACACAGUGUAUGUGCUGCAGGUGCUGGCGUACACACGGAUGGGUGACGGCCCUCUGAGCGACCCCGUAACGCUCCGAACCAGAGAGGAUGUCCCAGGCCCCCCUGUCAGGAUGGUGUUUCCAGAAGUUCGACUGUCAUCAAUCAGGGUGGUUUGGCAGCCACCCACGAACCCCAAUGGCAUCAUAUUAGGCUACCAGAUCUCCUACCGCUUUGACAGCAGAGACCCUCUGCGCUGGACCACAGUGGAGGUGGGCUCCACCGCUCGCCAGUUCACUGUCACAGGACUUUCCCCUGAGCAGCCGUACGUGUUCCGACUCACCGCUCGCACCGCCGUGGGCUGGGGUGAAGAACAGGAAGCCCUGGUUGUCACCACUGAACGCAGAGAGCGUCCACAACCUCCCAGGAAGCUGUCUGCUCCUCAGAAUGGCGUUGAGUCUCGCCAUCUUCGCCUCCAGUGGGUGACGGGCGGCUCAGGGUCUUCUCCCCUGAGGUACUUCACUCUGCAAGUCAAAAGGCUGCCCAAUGGGGAGUGGAAAACACACACCACUGACAUCCCGCACAAUGCGACCAGCUGGACCGUUGACAGGCUGAAGCCUUUCACAUCAUACAAGUUUCGGAUGCUGGCCACCAAUGAUGUAGGAGACAGCGUCCUCAGCAAAGAUACGGAGGCUGUUACAACUCUGCAGGAUGUGCCUGAUGAGCCUCCAGUGAUCCUCGCAGUGAAACCAACCACCACAACUUCAGUCUUGGUGCAGUGGAAGCGUCCCAGAGACGACAGUAUUAAUGGGGUGUUGACUGGAUACCGGCUGUAUUAUAGAGAACUUCGAGUAAACAACUCCACUUUCACAGAAGCAGAUGUCCAGGCAACCAGAAACAACACCACAAGUGCCCUCAUUACAACCAAGAGCACCUUCAAGACAGUCAGCAGUGCCUCACUAACAGAGUUUGAGUUGACACAGCUAAAGAAGUUCAAACGUUACCAGAUUGUUAUGACAAGCUACAACAUCAUCGGAGAGAGCCCACCCUCCGACCCCGUCGAGGUGUCUGUUGGAGAGGCAGCUCCUUCAGUGGCUCCCCAGUCUAUCAGAGUGUCAGCUGUAUCUCCCUCCAUCCUGGAAGUGACCUGGGACAUGCCCCCCCUCGAGACCCAGAAUGGACUCAUCCAGGGAUACAAGAUCCACUACUGGGAGAGGGACCAGCAGAACCAGACUGAGAAGGUGAAGGUGGUUUUUGUUCCAGACACCAGCGUGCAUCUCACCAACCUGACCAGCUACACGCCUUACCUGGUCACACUGACUGCCUUUAACACGGCUGGGGACGGACCACCUAGUGACCCCCGCGGGGCUCGAACCCUGCAGUCUGCUCCCAGCCAGCCCAGCUACCUGUCCUUCUCAGAGGUGACGGGGGGAAGUGUCAAUGUGUCCUGGGGAGCUCCACUCACUCCUAAUGGACAGGUGGAGGGAUACAGGAUCAUCUACCAGCCCACAGCUCCUGUACAAGGAGUGAGUAAAGUUGUGACAGUGGAUGUGAAGGGCAGCUGGCAGCGAUGGCUGAAGGUUCGGGACCUGGUCAAAGGAGCCACAUACACAUUCAGUGUCCAGGCACUCACAGUCAGCUAUGGACCCCCCAUACAGGCAAACAUCACUGCCCAGCCUGUGCAAGGCUCCCCUGGAUCGCCGAUGGAAAUGUCCAUCACCAAGACGUCCUCUUCUCUCAAUAUCCACUGGUCAGAGGGAGACAUCGGUGCAGCACCUGUGACUGGAUAUGUUAUUGAAGCUCGCCCCUCAGAUGAAGGAAUAUGGGAUUCCUUCAUCAGACUCCUUCCUCCCAGCAGUAGGUCUGUUUCAGUGCCACUGGAGCGCCUGAGGCCUGGGAUCAGCUACGAGUUCAGAGUCAUUGCUGUAAAUCGCUAUGGUUACGGACAGCCUAGUACACCCUCCGCUGCUCUUGCUGCGCUGUCGGAGCGUCCCUUCUACGAGGAGUGGUGGUUCCUGCUGGUCAUGGCUCUGGUGGGACUCAUCCUCAUUCUGGUCCUGGUCUUCACACUGCUGCUGCAUGGACACAGCACCAAGUACAAAGCUUGUGGCACAGGGAAGCACGUGUCCACAGCGGAGGAGUCUGUAACUCUGGACAAUGGAGGAUUCACUGCUCUGGAGCUCAACAGCAGAACCAUCAACACCAAGAACUCCUUUCUGAAAAAGAAUGGGACCAGGUCUCCUCCCAGGCCCAGUCCAGGUGGUCUUCACUACUCUGACGAGGACAUCUGUAACAACUAUAAUGGAGCCGUUCACACUGAGAGCACCACACUCACUGAGAAACCCACUGAGGUCUCUGAGUCAGAGUUAACAGACAGUGACUACGAGGACGAGCGGCCGAAGCACUCCUUCGUCAACCACUACAUGAGUGACCCCACCUACUACAACUCCUGGAAGCGGCAACCCAAAGGCCUUAAAGGCAUCGGCACUCCUUUCAGCUACGAUGAAUGUGCUACUGCAGACACAGAGCCCUACUACCAGACCGUGGUCACCCAGCACAACACAGGUGGCGCGUACACACCCACAGGGCAACCUGUGCACACACAUGUCAACCCCAACACCAACCCGCCGGGGUCACGCACUCCUGUGACAGGAUUCUCCUCAUUUGUAUAACUCUAGAGACACAAUCUGCACAAGUUGAUAUACAAACACAAAAUGAAGGAGGGGGCCCGUGUGUGUCUGAACUAAAGGAGGAGGAGCCAGAGGAGGAGGAGAUGAGGAGACGUGGGACAGAUGCCCCAAAAGCAUUAAACCUACACUUCUUACUCACCUUCUCCCCUUGUUCACAAAGAUCCUCACUGUGUUGAUGAGCGUGUGUGCUGUCCUACUCUUUUACACCUCCGUGUCACUGUGCGCACACACACGGUUACUGUUCUUGUUUCCACACAUUCACACCGGCAUAACACCAGAUAUUGCUGCCUAUUCAUGAGACUCUCCAACAAGAGCUGAGAACUCGACGAGUCGGUCUGUGUAAAUGUCGAGGAGGGAAUUCAACCUGGAACUGGAGUUCCAGUGGAGUUUCUGCACAACGCUUCUUCUGUUUUCUGUAUUUACACACAAGUGCACAAAUACACACACAUGCAUUCUCUGAUGCGCCAUUUCAGUAUCUGCCACUGGGAGGAGCAACUUCAAGGAUGAGGAGAAUUAUUAAAAGACAGCGCUGGAGGGGGGCGUCUUCUAGUUCAUGUACACAGACACGGGGCUGUCGGCUUUAAAAGACCACCACACCAAGGAAAAGAAAAAGUAACAAUCGAUAAUCACCGUUUUUGAACUUGAUAAAGGACGGACUCUCAGUGAGAGUGUUGGUUUCUGAGAACAAGGUGUGAUGUUGGCAUUUGGGUUGAAAUGUAUGAAAACCAUGUUUUUUACCAUCUACUGCCUGUGUCAGCUCCUUCUACCACAGCCUCCCAAGCCAUACUGCUUGCACUGAGCCCAACCCCACACAUUUUAUCUUUUUGUUUAACUUUUUAUAAGUUUGAGCAUAUGUGUGUCUGAGUGUGGCAUGUGCGUGUACACACAUGCGUGUAUAAAUGGCUCUGUGCUCAGUUUAUAAGUCUUUUCAACUGUCACUGUUGUUCACAGCUAAGUAGAGUGUGCCAUUGUACCCAUGUUUGUAUUUUUAAGAAGGAUUUUGUACCAGGAGACCCUUUUUACUUGUGUGCUAUUGUAUGAAGUUCAACCCUGUUUGGUACCAGAGAGAGUUAAGAGCUACACUGAUGGUUUAACAGGAAA
Monopterus albus (swamp eel) is the source of this 9489-nucleotide messenger RNA. RefSeq names its product sidekick cell adhesion molecule 1b (gene sdk1b). The record is from RefSeq and is a predicted model, not a curated record. Lineage: Eukaryota; Metazoa; Chordata; Actinopteri; Synbranchiformes; Synbranchidae. Gene Ontology annotation, biological process: cell-cell adhesion. The transcript is spliced from 47 exons. Gene Ontology annotation, molecular function: protein binding. The coding region runs from base 1816 to 8370 and encodes 2184 amino acids.